UACGCCCGCUCCUCCGACUGAGCUCCAGCUCCGGUUUUUCCCUCCGCCAUCCUCACCCCCUCCCCGCCUCUCCUUUAACUCCCCCCUCCUGGGCUCGGGACUGGUUUCCUCCCUUAGCCCGCUGCCCUCAAUCCCAGCGAGGCUGGGGCUCCAGCUCGGUGUCCCCUUCCUCGCUGCCUUGCCCUGCUCCCCAUGCCGCCCCCGCCCGGCCCUCGGCUCCCGGUGUCCCCCACGUAGGCCGGCGCGCAGACACCGAGGUGCUGGCGAGUGGGCCGGGGGCGCGGAGGGCGCCUGCAGACGGCCUUCGCAAGGGCUGUUGUGGGGCUGAGCGCUCUGGAUCCGGGGUGCAGGCACAGCAAGAAGCGGUCCGCGUGGGAGCUGGGGGUAUUCGCCAGUCACCAGGGUGACUGGGGCUCCACAGCCUGCUAGCCACCCCUGGGGGUGAGCGACUUUGGGGGAGUUGGUGCCCCGCCCCCCAGGCCUUGGUGGGGUCAUGGGGGCCCCCCAUUUAGGGCCAGGGGGUGUGCGGGCCCUGCUGCUGCUGGGUUUUGGGGGGCUGGUGUCUGGGCUCAGUCUAGAGCCUGUCUACUGGAACUCAGCGAAUAAGAGGUUCCAGGCAGAGGGUGGCUAUGUGCUUUACCCUCAGAUUGGGGACCGGCUAGAUCUUCUCUGCCCCCGGGCCCGGCCUCCUGGCCCCCACUCCUCUCCCAGUUAUGAGUUCUACAAGCUGUACCUGGUUGGGGGUGCUCAGGGCCGGCGCUGUGAAGCACCUCCUGCCCCAAACCUUCUUCUCACAUGUGACCGGCCAGACCUGGACCUCCGCUUCACCAUCAAGUUCCAGGAAUACAGCCCUAACCUCUGGGGCCAUGAGUUCCGAUCCCACCACGAUUACUACAUAAUUGCCACAUCAGAUGGAACCCGGGAAGGCCUGGAGAGCUUGCAGGGAGGCGUGUGCCUAACCAGAGGCAUGAAAGUGCUUCUGCGAGUGGGACAAAGUCCUCGAGGAGGGGCUGUACCCCGAAAACCUGUGUCUGAAAUGCCCUUGGAGAGAGACCGAGGGGCAGCCCAUAGCCUGGAGCCUGGGAAGGAAAGCAUGCCAGGUGACCCCAACAGCAAUGCAACCUCCCGGGGUGCUGAAGGCCCCCUGCCCCCUCCCAGCAUGCCCGCAGUGGCUGGGGCAGCAGGGGGGCUGGCGCUGCUCUUGCUGGGCGUGGCAGGGGCUGGGGGUGCCAUGUGUUGGCGGAGACGGCGGGCCAAGCCUUCGGAGAGUCGCCACCCUGGUCCAGGCUCCUUUGGGAGGGGAGGGUCUCUGGGCCUGGGGGGUGGAGGUGGGAUGGGACCUCGGGAGGCUGAGCCUGGGGAGCUAGGGAUAGCUCUGCGGGGUGGUGGGGCUACAGAUCCUCCCUUCUGCCCCCACUAUGAGAAGGUGAGUGGUGACUAUGGGCACCCUGUGUACAUCGUGCAGGAUGGGCCCCCCCAGAGUCCUCCAAACAUCUACUACAAGGUAUGAGGGUUCCUUCCACCUGGUUUUCCUCAAUCCAGCCCUCCUUGGGGGUGAGUCCCCAGUUUAAUUCAUGGUGUGAGGAACACCUCUGCCAUCACCUUGGCUCCCUUUGCCCCACCAGCCCCUUGGUUCCUUCUGGCUGUAGUCCUGCUCUCCAAUUUUAGGAUCCCUUAAGACUUCCACUGUACUUCCUCCUGCCCUCCCCUCCCCCAUUUGGCUGUGGGCACUCCUCUGUCUCUGUCCCUUGGGGAAGGGGCACAGGCUCAGCCUCCUCUCUAAUCAUGACAUAGGUGUCCUUGUUCCCCUCUCCUACCCAGAGCAGGGGUGGGGACAGUCUGUCUUUUGGUUGGCACCUCUUUCUGCCUCUCACUGUGUUUCUCUUCUCUCUAUCUCUUAUUCUUUCUCUCUCCUGUCUCUAGGUCUGUUCUGUUCCUCUUCCCUAGCAUCCUCCUCCUUACAUCCCCUUUUACCCUCUUGGCUUCUUGUCCUGUGCCUCUCACGUCUCCUGGGUUGGGGCAUCAAAGUAUAUCUCCCCUCAGUUCUUGGCCCCUUCCAACUUCUUAUACCAACUGCUCCCCUUAGUCUGACAAAAAUGGGGGCCUUUAUGGGGAAGACUCUGGCACUCUACCCCAGCUCCAGACAUGGGCACAGGGCCGCCUUCUCUGCCCAGACCCAAGCUUCUCUGUACUUACUCCAGCUAUUUGGGGUGGUUGGGUCACAACAGCUUCCAUGAGAAGAAGUGUCCUGUUGUGUCCAGUGGCUGAUAGCAAGAUGUGAAUCAGUGGGGACAUUAUGGACUUGUUCUGAUGCUGAAUGGGCCACUUGGGACAGGAAGUGACUCACUCCAGACAAGAAGUGACCAGGCCUGGACAGAAAUGGCCUGGGAAGUGGCAGAAGCAGUGCAGCAGGAACUGGAAGUGCCUUCAUCCAGGACAGGAAGUAGCACUUCUGAAAUAGGAAGUGGUCUGGCUGGAAUUCCAAGUGGCUUAGUCUGGGGGGUAUUGGGGGCCGGUGGGAAGUGGAUGGUUCUUACCCUGUGGAGAAAGGGACAGGAGGAACUUCCUGUUUCAGGAGGAAGCUGGAACUUAUGACUGUGAGAGGACAGAUGUGGACUGAGAAUUUCCCUAGUAUUCAGUGGCACUUCCCAGGAUCUCCCUUCCCUUGUGCUCUGUGUGAUUUUUUAGGACAGCUAAGAUGACUGCCAUCUGCUAUGGCAGGCCCAAUUUGUCUUGUUCUUCCCCUUACUGUAUCCAGUAUAAUCUCUGUUGAUCAACAGGACUACCCCAAGAACCCAUGUGUUCUCCUCCCAGUAACCAGAUGGCUGUCUUGUUCAUGCCUUCUCCCUUUCAAACCCAACACAGCACCCUUCAUAGUGACCAAAAGGUGGCCUACUGGCUGGUCUAACUGACAGGGGUACUUAGCAAUGGCUACCAUUUCCAUAGUGACAAGCCUAUACCUCUUCCUGCUCUCUAGUGCACAAUGGGCUGUUGCCUCAGUUUUCUCCCAGCUCAGUUUUAUUAACGCUGCCUUUGGGCACCAAGUUAGCCACCUCAGUCACCAGCCCAAAUGGUUGCUUUGUCCACCAGAGGUCAAGUCAUCUCUCUGGCGCCGUAGUUCCCAGCUCCUUCCAGGGAACAGGAAGUUGAUAUUGCCAUGGGGGAGGUGGCGGGGUACAGCCGUCGCCUCAGCAGUUUUACUGUAAAAGGGAAAUUUGAACAACAAAAACCAAAAAAAAAAAAAAAGGAAUAAAUAAAAAAACUUUAAAAGUUGA
This is a messenger RNA of Nannospalax galili (Upper Galilee mountains blind mole rat), 3275 nucleotides long. It is a transcript of the gene Efnb3, whose product is annotated as ephrin B3. Gene Ontology annotation, biological process: ephrin receptor signaling pathway; axon guidance. Gene Ontology annotation, cellular component: plasma membrane. The transcript is spliced from 5 exons. Lineage: Eukaryota; Metazoa; Chordata; Mammalia; Rodentia; Spalacidae. Gene Ontology annotation, molecular function: ephrin receptor binding. The coding region runs from base 494 to 1510 and encodes 338 amino acids. The record is from RefSeq and is a predicted model, not a curated record.